AUGGCCUUCAGAACUUACACUGACUCCAAACUCCAUGAGUAUCGGAAACUUGAAGAGAAGCCGUGUAAAUGUACUGCGUGUGGGAGAGCCUUCAGUGAUCCCCAGUGCUCCCAGAAGGUUGAGGGCCCCAACCCUGGAGCCAGAACCCACAAGUGUGAGCAGUGUGGACGUGUCUUCAGUCGUCCCACCUCCCCUGAAAUACUUGAAAGCACCAUACAGAAGCUGUAUGUGUGUCAGCAGUGUGGAAAAGCUUUUAGUUCUUCCAGUUACAUUAAAAUUCACGAAAGGACGCACAGUGGAGAAAAGCCUUAUGUGUGUAGCUACUGUGGGAAGGCCUUCCGGCAGUCCAGUCACCGCAUCCGGCAUGAAAGAACUCACACUGGAGAGAAGCCCUGUGCAUGUGAGCAGUGUGGGAAAACCUUCUAUUCUUUGAGUGAUGUUCGAAAACAUGAACGAAUUCACAGUGGUGAAAAGCCCUUUCUGUGUAAGGAGUGCGGGAAAGCCUUCAGUGACUCAAGUUCCUUGCACAAACAUAAAAUAACUCACACUGAAGAGAAGCCUUACGUAUGCAGACAGUGUGGAAAAGCCUUUAGGUCCUGCGGCUAUCUGACCAUACAUGAGAGGACUCACACUGGAGAGAAACCUUAUGUCUGUAAUCAGUGUGGGAAAGCAUUUGGGCAAUCCAGUCACUGUCUCAUUCAUGAGAGAACUCACACUGGAGAGAAGCCCUAUGUGUGUAAGCAGUGCGGGAAAGCCUUCUUUACUCUGAGUGGUCGUCGGAAACAUGAACGAACUCACAAUGAAGAGAAACCCUUCCUCUGUAAUGAAUGUGGGGAAGCUUUCAGUGAUUCUAGUUCCUUACACACACACAAAAUAAAACACUGGGGAGAAGCUUUAUGUAUGUAA
Perognathus longimembris pacificus (Pacific pocket mouse) is the source of this 906-nucleotide messenger RNA. RefSeq names its product zinc finger protein 239-like. Gene Ontology annotation, molecular function: DNA-binding transcription factor activity, RNA polymerase II-specific; RNA polymerase II cis-regulatory region sequence-specific DNA binding. The transcript has a single exon. Lineage: Eukaryota; Metazoa; Chordata; Mammalia; Rodentia; Heteromyidae. Gene Ontology annotation, biological process: regulation of transcription by RNA polymerase II; central nervous system development. The record is from RefSeq and is a predicted model, not a curated record. Bases 1 to 906 code for a protein of 301 amino acids. Gene Ontology annotation, cellular component: nucleus.